This is a messenger RNA of Helobdella robusta, 420 nucleotides long. RefSeq lists its product as hypothetical. The transcript has 2 exons. The record is from RefSeq and is a predicted model, not a curated record. Lineage: Eukaryota; Metazoa; Annelida; Clitellata; Rhynchobdellida; Glossiphoniidae. The coding region runs from base 1 to 420 and encodes 139 amino acids.
AUGAAAAAAAUUUAUAAACUGAAACUAUUUGAAAUCGUUGAAAGUUUAGGAGCCAUCCAUCAUGGUGCUGUCACAUCAGACUUCAUGACUAUCGCCAUCAUGAUCAUUUUCAUUUUCUUCUUAUCCUCGCAGAGACUUGUCGCUGACGAGAUGAUCAGUGAUGCUAACAACAUCAACAACAACAACAUUAACAACAGUAUUAACAACAAUAUCAACAACAACAUAAACAUCAACAGCAACAUCAACAACAACAACAAAUGGGUGACGAUCAUGUUCGAACAACGACAAAACAGAGUUAGCCUACUAGUUGAUGGAAAGAAAAAAGUGCAAGAAAAACAAGAUGUAAAUCGCACUUUUGUCAUAGCCGAAACAGCAACGUUCACCUGUACAACGUACACACACAAACCAGAUUUCACAUGA